This is a messenger RNA of Haemonchus placei, 1296 nucleotides long. The record is from the annotation of a GenBank genome assembly. NCBI's taxonomy places the organism in Eukaryota, Metazoa, Nematoda, Chromadorea, Rhabditida, Trichostrongylidae.
GAUGAAUUAGCAAGGCUCACUGGUUAUCCGUCCUAUGCUCACAGAGCUCAAGAGAAUAGCUUGUUAGGUUCAUAUGAGAACGCUCACGAUUUUCUAUGGGGCGUCAUACAGGCUUGCCGGCCUGCCGCGGAGCGGGAGAUAGCUGUUCUAUUGGAUGUGCAAUCACAAUGCAGUUCAUUAUUUAGUGGUAUAGGCGAAUGGGACAUACAUUAUCUCACUCAGAUUUAUAAGGAACGUGCUUAUGGAAUCGAGCAUUAUGACGAGAUAAGCAAAUUUCUAAAUCUUGGAAAUUUGCUUAGCGGUCUUGCGAAUCUUCUAAACAAGCUGUAUGGAGUAAGAAUUGAGGAACGGCCAAUAGAACGAGGAGAAAUGUGGGAUGGUAACAUUAUAAAGUUGGAUGUCAAUAGUGCUGACGAUCAGUUUCUUGGGACUGUGUACCUAGAUAUUGAUAGGAGGCCCACGAAAGCUGUUGGUGAUUGUCACUUCACUGUACGAUGUUCAAAACAGUUGAAGGACAAUAGCUGGCAAACUCCAAUAGUGGUUUUAUCGUUGGCGAUUUGCGACCGAACUGAUGUUGACUGGAGAUCUGUCCCGAUUGAUAUGCAUCGGGCAGAAAAUGUUUUCCAUGAAAUGGGUCAUGCGAUGCAUAGUAUGUUAGGAAGGACACGGUAUCAACACGUUGCAGGCACGCGAUGUCCACAGGACUUUUCUGAAAUUCCGUCUAUACUAAUGGAAUACUUCUUCAACGAUCUAACGGUUCUACAAUCUGUCCUUCGUAACUCUGAUGGUGAAUGUGUGCGCAUUGAAGACGCAGCGUCCAUGAUAGCAUCAAGAUUUGCUUUCUCAUCAUUGGAAAUCAUGCAACAGGCCUCAUAUGCACUGUUUGAUUUGGAACUACAUGCACCUGAUGCAACGAAACUUCUUCGUGAAGGUCGCAUCACUACGACGGAUCUCUUCCAUUCUAUAAUUACCAAGGCUCUGCCGCACUUGGAUCGUCAGGCAGAUUCAGCUUUUCAACAUCGGUUUCACCACCUGGUACAAUAUGGCGCCAAAUAUUACUCGUACAUGGUAGCAAGGUCCGCUGCUAGCCUAAUAUGGAACUCGAAGUUCAGAGACUCGCCGUUCAGCAGAACUGAAGGGGAGAAGUGGAUGAAGGUCCAGUCUCAUGGUGGAGGGUUGCCCUCGGCAGUUUUACUGGAAACUAUGUUGGGUUAUUCUCCAACUUCCAUGCAUUUUAUUGACGCGCUCAAAAAGGAGACCUCUCAUCUUGCGAAUCUCGGUGCUGUAAAUGUUUAA